Molecule: messenger RNA, 2485 nt
Organism: Rhizophagus irregularis DAOM 181602=DAOM 197198
Lineage: Eukaryota; Fungi; Glomeromycota; Glomeromycetes; Glomerales; Glomeraceae
Source: RefSeq, a predicted model, not a curated record
AUUUUAUCUUACAAAUUAAUGAUAAAAAUGAAUUGGGAAUGAUCACUAAAAUUCGUUUAUAUAAUCUUCAACAAUUGUUAUUUUUAAACGAUAAUCCUAUUUAUUCAUUACGAGAAAAAGAUAUUAUUAGAUAUAAGAAAAUUUUCACGACGCAAUUAAAAAAUCAUUAUAUAUUAGAAUGUAUCAAAAUGUUAAAGACUCAGAAUUUUAGCAUUGCUAUUAACGAUACGGUAGAUAAAAUGGAAAUAAUUGGAGGAAAUAUUUUAAUUAAAGAUAUUUUACCUGAAGAAAUUUAUUUCGAUAAUUUACGAUCAAUAAAAAAACUCAAUAUUAUGUUUGCAGAUCAAAUUUUGACGUUAGAUGGGAAAAAUUUAUUAACGUUAAAAGAAAUUUUGGGAAAACGAUUUAAAAAAUUUUUUAGUCCAAAUAGAUCUUUAAUUGAAAAGAGUUGGAAAAUUAUAGAAGAUUGUAUUUUAGAUAACAAUGAAGUAAUAAAAAGACGAAUUUCUAUUGAAGCUAGGAAUAAAAUAGGCACUAGUUUUGCUCAUAAUUUAAAAGGAACAAUUCUAACUAAAAUGAAUUCAGACUCAGAACCUAUAAAUAAUGGUUUUAUUUUUGGAAAAAAGAAGUUAUAUAACGAUAUAAUUUUAGUUUAUGGUAAAAAUUACAAUUUGGGAUCUAAUAAUAUAGUAUUGGAACAUUAUAUAAUGGUUAAUAAUCCAGAUGAUUUAUUUAUGGGUUUAAAAAAAUGUUUAGGAUGUUUUUUGGAUGAAACAAGCACCAUCGGUCCCCUCGAAAGAAUACAUAAACAAAGUAAUUGUUUAGUUAAUUUGAGAAUAGAAGAUGUUUAUUUUCUUGAAAAUUAUUUACAUUCACAUGCAAUAAUAAUACAUGAAACUGAUUCAUAUAUAGUACCAGAUAUUAUUCAAUCACAUAUUGAGUCAAAUAUAUGGCAUGAACAUAAUUUUAUUAUAGAACCAUUGCUUUUUAAACAAGAUGAUAUUAGAUUAAAUAUUUUUGAGUCCAAUAUGCAAAAAUCAACGCAAAAUUGUAUAGAAAAAUAUGUUAAAAAAGAAAAAUUUAAUAAGAACUUAUCGAUCGAAAAGUUAAACGUCAUCAACUACAAAUUAAUCCAACAAUUGGGAGAACAAAUUUUCGUAUAUAUAGAUGGUUCUGUUAUAAAUAAUGGAACAGAGAAUAUUGAUGGUAUAGCCGGUUUACAUUUUUAUGAUAAAGAUCAUAAAUUAAUUGACGAAUUUUACGUUAACAUUGAACAUUGGAUUUCUCCAAGUAAAGCAGAAGUGACAAGUUUUAUAAUUGCAUUGAUUAUUGUUCAUAAUAUUAGUAAUGUUGAGAUAAUUACAGAUAAUGAAUUUAUUUUUAAUUAUUUUAAUGAUAUUAUAUGCAAAACUGAAAUUUAUAAUACACGUAAAUUACUAAAAACACAUAAUAACAUUUAUAUUUGGGCAUUAAUUCGACAAUUUAUAGACUUAAAUGAAAUAAUUAUACCAAAAAUUACUAAAAUCAAAGCACAUGACGAUGAUUUAUAUCACAAUUUUUUAGAUCAACAAAUUAAAGGUCGUUAUUCAGAUAGAAAUAGGGUAUUUUUGGUUAAUUUUAAUUUUUUUCAACUCGAUAAAAUCGAAUAUAUGCUUACAUGGAAUAAUAUUAUUAUCGAAAAACCGAUUAGACGUUUCAUACGAUAUUAUAAUGAAAUUUUAAAUUUAGAAAAAUUUUUUAAUCUUCGAAGAAAUCGAAAAUAUACAAUAGAUAGUGUAGAAUGGGCAAUUACGUUCGAAUUCUUAAAGGAAAAUGAAAACUUUUUACAAACUAAUUUCCACACAACUAAACUACUUCGUUAUAAAAUUAAGAAUUUAAUUGAAGAAAUUCUGACUGUAGAACAAAGAAAAUUGAUUAAUUUUGAUAUAUAUAAGGAUUGGAAAUGUCCUGUCUGUGAACGUAAAAAAGAAACUUUUGGAUAUGUUUGGCUUUGUUAUUCAAAUCGUAAAAGAAUGAGAAAUAUUAUAUAUUAUUCGAUUAUAUGUUUAAUUGAAAAAAUUAAAGAAUACGAUAUUUAUACCUUCUAUGAAACUAAAAUAAUUGACUUGUUUAUAAACGAAUCCUUUGGCGAAGUUAAAGUUGACAAUAAUAAAUUAACUUUCGUAGAUAUUAUUAAAGGCUUAUUUCCUAAAUUAUUAGCUGAUUUCUUACGACAAGAAAUUAAAAUGACUAAAGUUCAUAUAUUCGAAACUGGAGUCAAAUUUUUAGAUUUCGUUUUUGAUUCUACACACAAGAUUUGGGUUGAUAGAUGUGAUUUACAAAAAGAUAAAGAAAAAGUUUAGGCGUUACUAAAGAAGAUAAAAAACAGUAUAGUUAUGAUAAAAAUAUAGUUAAAAAAGAUAUUAAUCAUAAAGUCUAUCAAAAGGUAGAAGGGCUUUUGAAUAAUAUAUAUUUUAAUAUAGAACCUUUAGAGUUUUAUAGUUCG